Molecule: messenger RNA, 1608 nt
Organism: Kluyveromyces marxianus DMKU3-1042
Lineage: Eukaryota; Fungi; Ascomycota; Saccharomycetes; Saccharomycetales; Saccharomycetaceae
Gene: ERG5
Product: C-22 sterol desaturase
Exons: 1
Coding region: 1-1608 (535 amino acids)
Biological process (GO): sterol metabolic process
Molecular function (GO): iron ion binding; monooxygenase activity; oxidoreductase activity, acting on paired donors, with incorporation or reduction of molecular oxygen
Source: RefSeq, a predicted model, not a curated record
AUGGAGAGUGUAGUCGUUUCUCAGGCCUCGAAUGUUACCGAGACAAUUGCGGCAGCCAGCAAGGAUAAGAUCAUCAGCAUGGCUACUGUCAAGCAUGUGCUUGAUGUUGUUCAACAUAUGUCUUACUUCAAGUUGUUUUGCACUUUGAUUGCCAUAGUGCUUGUUUAUGACCAAGUUUCUUAUCAAAUUCAAAAGGGUAAUAUCGCAGGUCCAAAAUGGAAGAUGUGGCCCAUCAUCGGUCCAUUUUUGGAAUCUUUGGAUCCUAAAUUCGAAGAAUACAUGGACAAGUGGAACUCUGGUCCAUUGUCCUGUGUUUCUAUCUUCCAUAAAUUUGUUGUCAUUGCUUCUACAAGAGAUUUAGCUAGAAAGAUUUUCCAAUCCCCUCAAUACGUUAAGCCAUGUGUCGUUGAUGUUGCAGUUAAAAUUUUAAGACCAAGCAAUUGGGUGUUCUUGGAUGGUAAGGCUCACGUUGACUACAGAAAGUCAUUGAAUGGUUUGUUCACAAAACAGGCAUUGGCUCAAUAUAUCCCAUCUCAAGAGUUGUUGAUGGAUAAAUACAUUGAGAAAUUCGUUCAGCUAUCAAAGGACAACAAUUAUGAAGCUACUGUUUUCUUUGGUGAAAUGAGAGAAAUUAUGUGCGCUUUGUCUUUGAAGGCCUUCUGUGGGAGUUACAUCACAGAAGACCAAAUCAGAAAGGUUGCUGAUGACUACUAUCUAGUCACUGCUGCUUUGGAAUUAGUUAACUUCCCAAUCAUCAUUCCUUUCACCAAAACUUGGUACGGUAAGAGAACCGCUGACAUGACUAUGAAGAUUUUCGAACAAUGUGCUCAAAUGGCCAAAGACCACAUCGCUGCUGGUGGUGAAAGUGUUUGUGUUUUAGAUGCUUGGUGUAAAUUGAUGCACGAUGCUAAGAACAAGAACGAUGACGAUUCCAAAUUGUACCACAGGGAAUUCAGUAACAGAGAAAUGUCUGAAGCUAUCUUCACUUUCUUGUUCGCUUCACAAGACGCUUCUUCCUCUUUGGCUUGUUGGAUCUUCCAAAUUAUUGCUGACAGACCAGAUGUCAUGGAAAAGAUUAGAGAAGAACAAUUGAGAGUUAGAAACAAUGACCCAACUGUGAGAUUGACUAUGGACUUGAUCGAUAAGAUGGAAUACACAAACAUGGUUGUUAAGGAAACCCUACGUUACAGACCACCUGUCCUAAUGGUUCCAUACUAUGUGAAGAAGAACUUCCCAGUUGCUCCAACAUAUUCCGCUCCAAAGGGUUCCAUGUUAAUUCCAACUCUAUAUCCUGCCUUACAUGAUCCAGAAGUUUACGAAAACCCAGAUGACUUCAUCCCAGAAAGAUGGGUUGAAGGCUCUCCAGCAAAUGAAGCUAAGAAGAACUGGUUAGUUUUCGGUUGUGGUCCUCACGUUUGUUUGGGCCAAACUUAUGUGAUGCAAACAUUCACAGGUAUGAUUGGUAAGUUUGCCAUGUACACUAACUGGGAACACAAGGUGACCCCAUUGUCCGAAAAAAUAAAGGUUUUCGCUACAAUUUUCCCUGAGGAUGACUUGUUGUUGAGCUUCAAGAAGAGAGAUCCAUUGACUGGUGAAAUUAAAUCCUGA